UACGUCUCUGAUGUGUCAGAGGGAGUCAGGGCGAGUCUCGACUGCAGACAUCGUCGAUGCGCGCAGGAUGCUCAUCAGCAUGACAAGAAACCAUCGCUUUUCUCUUGAAGGUUCUGCAGUGACAAAAGUGUGACCGCUCAGAUCCACACGCACACACGUCAUAAGAAGUCUUACGCAAGAGUUUUGACUCUGUGCCUGCUCGACAUUGUUCUGCUCUUCAGGCCUUUUUUACUCAAAAACAAAAUCCUCGGCCCUGACCUGAAACCACCAUGUCUGGGAAGGAGCGCAGCCCCCGCCAUCGGCCAUGGUCGGUCUACCGGGCUAAUACGUUUGAUCUCUCUGCUGAGAUGAUGGGGUUGGCUCUCUCAGGCAGCAGUCAGGACCCUGAUGAGCCGGUGCUGGAGUUCAGCGUGGCCUGCAGUGAGCUGGUGACUCCUGCACUGGACCGUAAGCCGACCAGCUUUGUGGCCGUCAGCUGCACCACUCCGCCCCAGGCCUUCUGGACUAAACACGCUCAGACUGAAAUCAUAGAGGGCACCAGUAACCCCAUCUUCCUGAGCAGUAUAGCUUUCUUUCAGGACUCUCUGAUCACUCAGCAGACGCAGGUCAAGCUUUCAGUCUACGACGUAAAGGACCGCUCACAGGGCACGAUGUACAUGCUCGGCUCUGCCAUGUUCUCCGUGAAGGAGCUGCUGCAGGACAAGCACCACAGACUGCACCUGACUCUCAGGUCAGCGGAGAACGAGCGCGUGGGCAACAUCACUGUCAUUGCCUGGCAGAUAGAGGAGAAACGUGAACAGAGAGCUCCUGUCGCAAGAUUACAGAGGGGGGAUACUGUUAAUGGAAGGAUGGUUCUGCCUGUGGAUGAAAGCCUAACUGAAUCCAUGGGCAUCAAAUCCAAGUCGUCCUCUUUGUGUAAAGAUCCGCUGCUGAAGGCUGUGUUUGGCGGCGUCAUGUCACGAACGUACCGUUUCCCCACUACGGAUGGUAACCACCUGCGGAUCCUGGAGCAGAUGGCAGAGAGCGUCCUCUCCCUGCAUAUUCCUCGACAGUAUGUCAAACUGCUGCUGGAGGAGGAUGCUGUCAGGGUGUGCGAGCUGGAAGAACUGGGUGAGCUGUCUCCAUGCUGGGAGAACCUCAGGAGGCAGAUCAUUACUCAGUACCAGACCAUCAUCCUCACCUACCAGGAGACCAUAAGUGACCUGCAUGAAUAUAAGGGUCCGUCAUUUAAGUCUAGCACCUUGAAAGCUGAGAGGAAGUUGGAGUUCAUCCCCACUAACCUACAUAUCCAGAGGAUGAGAGUACAGGGAGAGUCUGGUUACGACCGGACGUACGACGUAGUAACUAUUGGUGCGCCUGCAGCACAUCACCAAGGCUUUAAAGGCUGUGGUCUCCGAAAGCUGCUGCACAAGCUCGAAGAAGCCAGGAAACAAACCCAUGGAGAGGAGGGCUCUAAAGCAAUGGCAUACCAGCCUCAGGAUGUUGUAAAAGCAAAGGAGCUGAUUGGUCAGAUUAACACUCUUAAGACACAAGUGUGUUACUACACUGAACGUCUGUCCCGAGCUGCCAAGGAGCGCUCAGCCAAUGCUUUGGAGAGAACUCUGGCCAUCCUAAUAGAGAAGACUCGUCAGCUCGUGACCGUGUGCGACUCCAAGCUGCUGUCCACAGCCAUCGUGGCUCUGGCAGCAGCCCGCCCAGAGUUCUCUCAGCAAAGCACCCCGUCGCCAUCCUCCUCCUCCCUCUCGCCCUCCUCUCGCUCUCCGUCCCGCUCCCCCUCUCGUCACCCCACCUCGCCCUCUCGUGCUACCACCUCACCCUCUCGCCACACAGCUCCUCUGGAGGGCAGUGAAGGGACUAAAAACAAGCGCGCUUCCAUGCAGGCGGAUUUGCAUGAAGAGGAGUGGGAGAAGAUUUGGCUAAACGUGGAUAAAAGCUUAGAGUGUGUGAUCCAGAGAGUGGACAGGCUGCUGCAGCGGGACAAACUCCAGAGUGACAGCAGCUCUGAGGACGUCUUCCUGCUCGCCAGUGACGAGCCGGGUAACGCUAAGAAAGAAAGCAGCCCAGAGGUUGAAAAGUCAUCCCCAGGUGAGUGGAGCGACGCCCUGUAUCCUCUCCUCACCACUCUGACAGAUUGCGUGUCUCUGAUGAGCGACAAAGCCAAGAAAGCCAUGGUGUUUCUGCUGAUGCAGGACAGCGCCCCCACCAUCGCCAUGAGCCUCACCCUGCAGUACCGCCGCGACGUUGUCUUCUGCCAGACGCUCACCGCUCUGAUCUGCGGCUUCAUUUUAAAGCUGAGGAACUGCCUCUGUGACUCAGGCUUCCUCAGGCAGCUGCACACCAUCGGCCUGCUGGUGCAGUAUGAGGGCCUGCUCAGCACUUAUGGCGAGGAGCUGGCCAUGUUGGAGGACAUGAGCGUCGGAGUGAUGGACCUGAGAAAUGUCACCUUUAAAGUUACCCAGGCAACUUCUGGUUUCAGCCCCGACAUGCUGCCGGUGAUUACGGGGAACAGGAGCGGCUUUAACGUCAGGGUCCCGAUGCCCGGGGCGAUGUUUGACAUGCUGCCACGAGAGAUCCAAAAUGGGAUGCUGCUGCGAGUUCAGCCCGUCCUGUUCAACGUUGGCAUUAACGAACAGCAGACUCUGGCUGAGAAGUUCGGAGACACAUCGCUGCAAGAUGUCAUCAACAUGGAAAGCAUGACUCGCCUCAGCUCGUACUACGACCAGUUUAAAGAGGUUCUUCCAGAAGACUGUCUCCCUCGCUCUCGUAGUACCACCAGCGUGAACGAGCUGCUCAAACUGCUGAGCCAGAACGUGAACGCCAAGAAGAACAAGAACGUGGAGAUCCUGUGGCAAGCAGCUGAGGUGUGUCGCCGCUUGAACGGAGUGCGUUUUACCAGCUGUAAGAGCGCUAAGGACCGCACGGCCAUGUCUGUGACCCUGGAACAGUGUCAGAUCCUGCAGCAGGAGCACGCCCUGGCCCCACAGGUCUUCUAUCAGGCCUUGGACUGUAUGCGCAGCGAGGGCUGCAGGAGAGAGAACACCAUGAAGAAUGUGGGAUGUCGUAAAUAUGCCUUUAACGCCCUCCAGCUUAAGGCCUUUCCCAAACAAUACCGCCCUCCAGAGGGGACAUAUGGGAAGGUCGAAACCUAAGCGGACUCUGCUAUUUGGCAGAAACCAAAAGACUGAAAGGGGAUGAAGAAGAUGGCGCCACACAAACAAAAGCACCAACACAAACUGGAACAGCAGCCCUUUGUUCUGUGCUUAGUCAUUGUUAAGAUAAUAAAUGUCCAAGUGCCAGUGCUCACUGUAGAUCAUUUUCUAGCAGACUCCUGUCCCCUCUCAGUAGUAUUAGAUUCAAACACUUUUCACACAUGCUUCACAGCCACAGUCAGCGUUCUGUGUUACUUUGUAGCCAGUGUGCAGACAGUGUUUGCUGCUGUACCAGUUGUAGCAUCGGGAAGCGUACAGUCUCUCUGGAUUUAUUUUAAGGAGACGUGCAAAAGCCUUUAGCGUUUUAGAAGAAAAAAGAUGUGGCACACAGGUGUAUUUAUACUCAGCAGAGCAGCUUUUGUUGACGCUAUCACGCCAUCAGUUAAGAAGUGAGACUGCUGAUUAUCUACAAAACAUAAAAAGCAUUGAGCCCUUUUCAGACAUUGGAUUCCCACUGGCUUUACCUAGUGUGUCAUUGACACAAAAGUCAUUUUACUUUUCACGUUCAUCACAUAAAUCACUACUUUCAGUUGCUCCCUUAUCCCAAAGGGUUCACCACAGCAGGUAGCUCUGGAUGUAUGAUCUGUUUUCUUUCCUGACUCAAUCCCAAAGAAGAGUUUGUAUCACCAGCUGGAUGUGAAUCUGAAACGUUUUGCUUGGCAAGCACACAUGUGUAAACCACUACACUAACAGAGCCUCAGACAUACUGUGGGGGUAAUAAUCAUUUGAUCCCUUGCUCAAUGGAGAGAGACAGAAUAUGAACCAAAAAUCCAGAAAAAAACCUAAAGCCUAAAACAACUGAAGUCUGCUGAUUUCUGGAUUCUGUCUUGGCUCUUUCUUAGGCAGGAAGCUGUAUUCAUGACUGGCUACCAUGUUAAUGUGACUGAAUGCUGUUUACAAUGUUGAAAUUAUUUUGAGUUAGCCUGCUGUCACAACUUUCUCAGAAAAGUGACCAAAAUGCUGUUUUAGACAGAAGACGUGAGGUUCAGAUGUUGCCAGACUUUAAGGAGUGCAUGUCUGAAAGGGGCUUUAAAUUUAUGUGCAUAUUGAUCUGUACCUCACCACAAACACAGCAUUUGUGGUUUACAUCAAGCCAAGCCUAAAGCACUGAGGUACAAUAUAAAUCCACUACAUAAAACAAUUUCCAUCUCAUAGAUUUUUGUCCUCUGUCCUACUUAUUUUGGCAAAUGACAGGGAAUAAUAUGGGAACAGAUAUUAAGGUUUGUUCUUUUUGAUCAACAUAUAAAGACAAGUUUAAACUACAAGACAAGAGAAGCUAGCAAGAUGUCACGGGAUGCUAAUGACCUAUCUCCUGCUGUUAACUUUAAAUCCACUCUAGGUAACAUACAGGUCAAUAAAGUUCAUCAAAGCAAGUGUAGUCACUUGUUAGAGAUGUUUCUCUGGAGAUAAGCUGCUCAGCAAAAUCUGCAGAAGUUGUUAAAAUCAAAGAGCUUAUUUUGUUUAUUUUCCUUAGGCAGCCAUCUCUUUGUCUUUCUACAAACACGUGAAUAUUCUGCACCACAUCAGUCCAAUACAAGCACAGUUCUUUGACGAGUACGGUAUAUAUCUGACAUGACUCUGACAUUUUUAUUGAAAUGAUGUUUUACCUAACUUCUGAGGUUCUUCUGAUGCUACGCUGGAAGCAUUAAAGGACAAAUGGUGGGCUUCAGAGUGGUCCAUCACUUUAUUCCACAACUCUUACAUGUCUAAGGAAACAUUUCUGCAGGAUCAUAUGCAGUGCUAUGGCGGUUUGAGAGCCCUUCAAACUUCAAAAGGUUUUUUUUUUUUAUUAAAGCAAUGUGUGUCUUGGUUUUUCUCAGUUCUCUGAAAAAUUAUGCAGAAGUUCUUGAUUGGAAUCAGAAAUCUUAUUCGUUUUGCGUGCAUGAAAAGAUCUUCAGCUGUAUGUUAUUGCAGCUGUACACCUCUGCAGUGAUGUAUGGGAUAUAUGCAGUUUUGACUAUCAAUGAGAAGUUGAUAAAGGUUUUUAGACUCAAGUGAAAUAAUGCAUAUUGCAUUAUUGUGAUAACGAACACCUCUUUUGUUUUCUGUUUAUUAGCUGUUUGCUUAAAUUCUAUAAUGUGCAAUACUUGCAGAGAAAGGGGUUUUAUUUUGACUAUGUUAUUUAUGUUCACAUGGCUGGUGCUGCCAAAUGCUGUUCUAGUUUCAUCCAUUGUUAUCGAGUAAGUUAUGACUUUGAUCUGACCAGUUGUAUGUGCACACAGGAUGAACAGGUUGCCUCGCGGCGACCUGCACACCACAAAGGUAUGAACUGAAGCUGGAUAAUGAAUAAAGGCUUGUCAA
Messenger RNA from Neolamprologus brichardi, 5510 nucleotides. It is a transcript of the gene inpp4aa, whose product is annotated as inositol polyphosphate-4-phosphatase type I Aa. Lineage: Eukaryota; Metazoa; Chordata; Actinopteri; Cichliformes; Cichlidae. Gene Ontology annotation, cellular component: cytoplasm. The record is from RefSeq and is a predicted model, not a curated record. Gene Ontology annotation, molecular function: phosphatidylinositol-3,4-bisphosphate 4-phosphatase activity.